GUUUUUACUUGCCCUGCCCAUGGACUCCGAUGCUGCCGCAAUGCAAAACCGACAGAGAGCUGAAAAUGGUUUUUCGUUGGAACUGAGACAUCGUUUUGAGGAGCUUCUGAAGUUUACUCUUCACGCUCGCCUAAACAAUACCUUUAGCUUGCAACUUCUGAACCUCUCCGAGACAUUCUGCUCAACCCUUCUCAAAGCUGACCCAACUGAUCCUUACUCAGAUGAUACCCGACGCGUUUCUACUUUACAGAUUCGUUAGAAGGAGUUCAUCGUAUCCCUUAUACAAGCGUCUAGCAUCAGCUCUGUUAAAGUGUAUGAGUUCUGGAGCGUUCUGCAGGACAUGCAAUCAUUUAACCAUGAUCCAUGAUUGUAGUUCCAUCCAGCAGAAACGAAACGAGUGGCAGAAAUUGAUCGUUGAGAGGGGAUCUGAAAUAUUGAAUAUUUUGAAGAGGUUUGCCUUUGAGCUACAUAUUGAGGAGCCUUUUUUUCCGGAGUUGAAAGAUGGCCUAGAAACAAUUGAAGCAAAGUGCGCUAGUGAUAAAUAUAGCAGGAUUGAAUGAGGAAAUCUGGUUCUCAUAAAUAAGUGUGUGGUCUUUGAAGUUCAGUUGGCAGGAGUCCAGUGGCAUCCUGUAUCCUCUGGAAUGUUGGAGACAGAGAGGCUUGGAAAAGUUCUCCCAGGAGUUAAAAAUGUGGAAAAGGGUGUAAAAAUCUACCAGAGAUUGGACAAUGAAGUAAAGGAGCAGGGAAAUGGUGCUCUUGCAAUCACUGUUUCCAAAAUGGCCGUUCAACCAUACAUUUAUCUGGCGAGCAUAAUUUCUGGAUUAAGCUAUGAGGGAAUUCGAGACCUUCUUGGUCUGAUGCAUAUACCAGGGACAACUUCUAUUGCUCUUCCACCUCCAAGAUCCGCUCUAUUAGCAUCAUUUAAUAUGCCAUACAAGUCCAAUUUUAAGAGUUGCGCCUUGACUCAUGGAGCUCGUGCAUUGGCAAAGCAUACCUAUAGGAGUAGCAAUAAUUUUUGGGGUUCUUUAGAUGGAAACGAUUUUAAUAAAAAUAGGCUGGCAUUGGAUGUUAUCAACCGCUUGAUAGAACAUUGUUCUUGGUUGAAUGUGCACUUUGUCGCGCCACAUGGGUUCAUAUUUGAGAUAAGGGUUGCCAAUGGAUAUGGUGCCCGCUGGACGGAGGAUGGAAGGAAGGCAAGUGCAACAAAAUUGAAGCAUGAGAUGUACAUUUCAUUGGAUUUCUAGAGCCUUACAUGCAAGAUGGUCACUCAAAGGGCUGGAUGCACUAGCUCUGC
Molecule: messenger RNA, 1294 nt
Organism: Neltuma alba
Lineage: Eukaryota; Viridiplantae; Streptophyta; Magnoliopsida; Fabales; Fabaceae
Exons: 12
Source: RefSeq, a predicted model, not a curated record